AUGGAGCGGCCCGCGGCGGAGCGCGUGCGGCCGCGGCCCCGGCCGCUGGAGCCCAUGGCGAAGACGGCCAUGACGCGGCGCAAAUCCAUGCGCAUGCACAGCCGGUUCACGAAGGGCGUCGUCGAGCCGAGCGACCUGAAGAUGGUCUUCGACGCCUUCGCCGCGGCGCCCGGGGGCCAGAUGGACCUGGCGACGUUCCGGGGGCUGCUCGGCGACCUGGGGCUGGGCAUGACGGACCACGAGGUCAACAACCUCUUCACGCAGCUCGGCGAGGACCUGGCGCUGGCGACGGGCGCGCGGUCCCUCGUCUCCGUCGACGACAGCGCGCUGCCGCGCGCGGCGUCGUCGUCGUCCCUCGGGAUGCUGUCGCCGCCUACGAGCCCGAAGACGCCACCGAGCGGCGGAUCCGCGGGGCCGGACUCGCCGCGGCGGCGCCGGAGCUUCGCCGACGCCCAGAAGGGCCUGCGGCGCGGCGCCGACGGCGACGCGCGCGUCAACGUCGACAUGUUCAUGGCGGGCAUCCGGCGCCACCACUUCCUCCGGCGCAUCGUCUCGCACUACACGUUCACGGAGCCGACGACGUGGGCCGUGCCCCGGGGCUACGACUACAACCGGUCGACGACGGAGAACUACGCCGCGCCCCUCGACGCGGGCUUCGUCGGCGAGCUCGUGGACAUCCGCGCGCGGCUCGACGCGGACUACCACGGCAACUACGGCCACGCGCGGCAGCUCUGGCAGGACGCGGCCGCGCACGCGGUGGGCCUGCCCGCGGGCCUCGACCUCAAUGCGCGCUGCGCGCCGAAGAUCGACCGGUCGUCGCCCAAGUCGGCGAGCAGCUCGCCGAAGCACGGCGAGUGCGCGGCGCCGAACCAGCACCCGUGGCUCGUCUUCACGUGCGGCGCGAUGGGCGCGGGCAAGGGCUGGGUCAUGAACUGGAUGUCGACGCUCGACAUCUUACCGUUGCGGUCCAUCGUCCACAUCGACCCGGACCGCUUCAAGCAGAUGAUGCCCGAGUGGGCCGGCCACGUGCGCCGCGACGCCGCGUCCGCGGGGACCCGGUGCCACAAGGAGAGCGGCCUCCUCGCGGAGCUCGCCCAGGAGCUGGCCAUGCGCCACCGCCUCCACGUCUGGGUCGACGGGUCCCUGCGGGACCACGGCUGGUACGAGCGCGAGUUCGACGAGCUCCGCGCGAAGCACCCGACGUACAAGAUCGCGCUCUUCUACGUCCACGCGAAGGAGGCGACGGUCCGCGCGCGCGUCAAGACGCGCGCGGCGCGCGUCGGCGAGCGGCACGUGCCCGAGCAGUCCCUCGCCGACUCCAUCGCCGCGCCGCCCCACGUGCUGCGGGCGCUGACGCCCAAGGUCGACUUCAGGGCAGCAAAAGAGUGCGAAAUUCCCAACUUCAAAGGCUCCUAUCUCGGCCGGUUUCCACUCGUCGACUUCGUCGCGCGCAUCGACAACGACGGCGACGCGCCGAUUUUGGAGGCCUUCGAGUCCGUGGACACGACGGGCUCCUGGAAGGUCGUCGCCCACAUGUUCGGCGGCACCUACGGCAUCCCCGCGCCGUCCGUGCCGCCGUCGCCGCGCGCGGCGGGCCGCACGCCGCCGGGCUCGCCGGGGAGCCCGCGGACGUCGCCAGGCGACCGCCGGCCCGCGCGGCCCCGGCCCGUCUUCAACAACCCCUUCGCGUCGUCCACGGGCGCCGACAGGUCGCCCCUCCACCGCGUCGCCUGCCCCGAGCCGCCGCCGUCGCCGGACCUCCGGCGGAAGACGGAGGACGCGGAGCGCCGCGGCACGCCGAAAGUGAAGGGCAGCGUCGCCAUGGACGUCUACGCCAACGGCAGCCGCACGUCGACGGCCCUCGUCCUCGACGGGUCCCGCGAGGAGAAGCCGCCCCAGAACUACGUCGCGUCCGUCGCCGAGGCCGAGCGCUUGAAGGGCCGCGUGGCCGAGCUCCAGACGGCCGUCGCCGCGCGCGACGCGAAGAUCGCCGACCUCGAGGCCGAGGUCGCGGGACUGCGGCGCCGCGAGGCCGAGGCGAUGAAGGACGCCCCCGCGGGCCGCUGCGCCCAGCAGUAA
Messenger RNA from Aureococcus anophagefferens, 2079 nucleotides. RefSeq lists its product as hypothetical. The coding region runs from base 1 to 2079 and encodes 692 amino acids. Gene Ontology annotation, molecular function: kinase activity; ATP binding. The record is from RefSeq and is a predicted model, not a curated record. The transcript is spliced from 3 exons. Lineage: Eukaryota; Pelagophyceae; Pelagomonadales; Pelagomonadaceae.